UCUUCAACCAUAAAAUGAAAGAACUACCAGCUGCCCACUGGUUCCGGGAUUAUUCAAACUUUGCGGUUUGCGCUUUGUCAGCGUCACAGUGACUUUUUUGUAUUGUUCAGGCUUUUUUCUACACUAUUUUUAUGCAACUUAUUCCCAGCUGCGCCUAAAUGGUCACAAAUCAGCAAUACUCAUGCGGUACCAGUUGGACUAUCAACGAGUUUAAUGCGAACAACAAGCAACGGGUAAUACGAAAAUUUAUUAAUUCGGCGAUUUACGUGGAAAAGGAGAUUCCGAACAUGCGGCCUCAACGAAAAACCAGUCCGUUGGCCGUUUUGGACCAGUUUGAUGACGACGGGAGCUCGACAAGAUCGUCUGGUACAUUGGUGGCAUCGCAUCACCCCCAUAAUAUCAUCAAAUCGAGUACAUUAACCGAGAACGGGAGAUUUUCUAAUAAAACUCCAGAGAGUGGGUACAGAACGAUGGAGCAGUCGUCGAACUCUUCAAACGAACAGUCCGAGAGCAGUUUCCACAGUGGAGCCACUGUCAAAGACUUCAAAUCGCAGCCAAUCCAGAGGCCGAACAGUGAACUGAGACUGUCUUUGUCGUGCCUGAACACCAACAGAACAUGCACCUUAGAUCCGAAGGAAAAGGAAGAGAUCGUUCAAAGCUGGAUUGCGAAAAAGGAGCUGGAAACUAGACGUAAAGCUUUGCAAGUGGCUAAGCUCAACAAGCUAAAAGAAGAGGAGCGUCUUGGACUAAUUGAGAAAGAACGAGAAAAUUUCAGAAACUGGUUAAGUGAAAAAAAGAAGGAGGAAGAGAAAAAACGCAUGGAGAAGGAACUGGCAGCGGAAGAAUUGAGGCUGAAGCAGAUUGAAAAAGACAAGAAAAAGGUGGAGAGUGAUAUUAGCUACAACAUGUGGCUGAGGAGAAAAAAGAAAAGCGAUUUAGAAAAAAGAAUUUCGGAAAAGCUGACACUUCUUCAAACGUAUGCAGAAAAACAGAAGAGAAUGGAAGAGAACGAAAUGGCCUAUCAAGAAUGGCUGGAAGGCUCAAAGAACAGACAAAAGCCGAUUCCAAUGAACAGAGGAUUACAAAGUUUACGCUCUUCUGCGUCCGUAACAUACAUCAACCCUGUUCCCUGGGCCCCAAACAUUGAUCCCAAUUUUAAACCAGUAUCUCACUUAACGAAUAUUUAGGGCUUAUUUGUAAUAAAUACUUCAUCAUAUCAUC
This is a messenger RNA of Dendroctonus ponderosae (mountain pine beetle), 1221 nucleotides long. RefSeq names its product coiled-coil domain-containing protein 34. The record is from RefSeq and is a predicted model, not a curated record. The coding region runs from base 159 to 1187 and encodes 342 amino acids. Lineage: Eukaryota; Metazoa; Arthropoda; Insecta; Coleoptera; Curculionidae. The transcript is spliced from 3 exons.